AUGGCCCCGAGCAGGAAGAUGCUGUGUUUUGUCUUUGUCUUUUUCUUCAUUUUGGCUCAAUGUCCAUCAGGGUCCCGGGCAGGACUCGAGUAUUCCCAGCCAUUCCCUGGAGGUGAGUUUGCUGCUUGUGAGCCAUGCAGGCUGGGGCGGGGCAAGUGCAGGAAGGUGUGCACUGAGGAUGAGAAGGUGGUCGGAAGUUGCAAGCUGAACUUCUUCUGCUGCCGACGGAGGAUCCAGUGA
Myotis brandtii (Brandt's bat) is the source of this 240-nucleotide messenger RNA. Its product is annotated as beta-defensin 12-like. Gene Ontology annotation, cellular component: extracellular region. The transcript is spliced from 3 exons. NCBI's taxonomy places the organism in Eukaryota, Metazoa, Chordata, Mammalia, Chiroptera, Vespertilionidae. The record is from RefSeq and is a predicted model, not a curated record. Gene Ontology annotation, biological process: innate immune response. The coding region runs from base 1 to 240 and encodes 79 amino acids.